UUCCACUGUGUCCUUAAGUAUCUUUUAAAUUACUUCCUAAUUCCCUGAGGUUUUGUCCUUAACCCGUGAGGUUUGGUGUCGAUGCGCCUGCAUUGCAGGACCCUGCCCUCGGAGAAAAUGGUUCAUUCUCGUCCUCAUCCCUUUUCCAGUCUUGCUAUUGUGCGCCAGUGAUUGACAGGACCACGAGGCUGAGCGCGCCCAGGAGAUUUUUCUAUAAAUGGCUGAAAACCCUAGUCUAGACUAUUUACUCGGAUAUAAGGGGGACAAUUACCUUCUUGUUCUUUGCUGGUGAACCCUGGCUCUGUAGGGCGACCCUGGAAUUUAACCAGCCUGCCCUAAGCCAGCGGUGGAGGACGGGAACAGCUGGGUAGAAAGUGAAGGACAGCACUCCCAGGACGCUUUCCUUUGGGGCUGGUGCCUGGGUGCUUGAUCCUCCUCCUCCUGUUUGCUUGGGUACCUGAGCGGAGCCCGCGGUGUGAUGGACUGCAAUAACGGAUGCUCCCCAGAAUGUACAGGAGAAGCGGGAUCAAAGGAGGUGGUGGGGACUUUCAAGGCUAAAGAUCUAAUAAUCACACCAGCCACCAUUUUAAAGGAAAAACCAGACCCCAGCACUCUGGUUUUUGGAACUGUUUUCACGGAUCACAUGUUGACGGUGGAGUGGUCCUCAGAGUUUGGAUGGGAGAAACCGCGCAUCAGGCCUCUUCAAAACCUGUCAUUGCACCCUGGCUCAUCAGCUUUCCACUACGCAGUGGAAUUGUUUGAGGGAUUGAAGGCAUUUCGAGGAGUAGAUAAUAAAAUUCGACUGUUUCGGCCAAACCUCAACAUGGAUAGAAUGCACCGAUCUGCUGUGAGGGCCACUUUGCCGGUAUUUGACAAGGAAGAGCUUUUAGAGUGUAUUAAACAGCUUGUGAAACUGGAUCAAGAAUGGGUCCCCUAUUCAACAUCUGCUAGUCUGUAUAUUCGUCCUACAUUCAUCGGAACUGAGCCUUCUCUUGGAGUCAAGAAGCCUACCAAAGCCCUGCUCUUUGUAAUCUUGAGCCCAGUGGGACCUUAUUUUUCAAGUGGAACCUUUAAGCCAGUGUCCCUGUGGGCCAAUCCGAAGUACGUGAGAGCCUGGAAAGGUGGGACUGGGGACUGCAAGAUGGGAGGGAAUUACGGCUCAUCACUUUUUGCCCAAUGCGAAGCAGCAGACCAUGGCUGUCAGCAGGUUCUGUGGCUCUAUGGAGAGGAUAAUCAGAUAACCGAAGUUGGAACUAUGAAUCUUUUUCUUUACUGGAUAAAUGAAGAUGGAGAAGAAGAGCUGGCAACUCCUCCGCUAGAUGGCAUCAUUCUUCCAGGAGUGACAAGGCAGAGCAUCCUGGACCUGGCACACAAGUGGGGUGAAUUUAAGGUGUCGGAGAGGUACCUCACCAUGUGUGACUUGACAACAGCCCUGGAGGGGAACCGGGUGAGGGAGAUGUUUGGCUCUGGUACAGCCUGCGUUGUUUGCCCAGUUUCUGAUAUACUGUACAAGGGUGAGACUAUACACAUCCCAACUAUGGAGAAUGGUCCGAAGCUUGCAAGUCGGAUCUUGGACAAAUUGACUGAUAUUCAGUACGGAAGAGAAGAGAGCGACUGGACAAUCAUAGUGUCCUGAAUGGAAAAUACAGGAUAUCACCUGUGUGCUGUUGAGACAGACCGUUGCGGUUGAAUUAUGAUAGAUUUCUUUGGCUACCUGUUUUUAGUUGUGCAUAAUGUAGUUUGUAUUAUCAGUGUUACUGGGGUGAUUGUUUCUUCAUGCCAGAGAAAAUGAAUUGCAAUCAAGUGCUAUUUUGUAAACUUGGUAGUAGAAGCUUACUUUACCUUCUCUUGGAAAGAUGAUCAUGUAAGCCAUAUAGCAUAGAAUUUUCCUCAAUAAUCUUAGUGCCUCCCUUAAUACUUUACUCAGAUACAGAAGUGUUUGUUUAUUCCUUAGCUUAAGUUAUAGUCUCCUCAACCAAAUGAGUUUGUGUUUGAAAACUGAUCUGGGUAAAUUUCAUAGGUAACAUUUCCUGUGAUGUACCUUCCUCUUCAGAAA
Molecule: messenger RNA, 2056 nt
Organism: Odobenus rosmarus divergens (Pacific walrus)
Lineage: Eukaryota; Metazoa; Chordata; Mammalia; Carnivora; Odobenidae
Gene: BCAT1
Product: branched chain amino-acid transaminase 1, cytosolic
Exons: 11
Coding region: 479-1636 (385 amino acids)
Biological process (GO): L-valine biosynthetic process; L-leucine biosynthetic process
Cellular component (GO): mitochondrion
Molecular function (GO): branched-chain-amino-acid:2-oxoglutarate transaminase activity
Source: RefSeq, a predicted model, not a curated record